CAAGGAAUUUUUUACGUAUUGGGUAGCUCACCACCAGUCUAUCUGUAAUUGUGGGAAGUUUCAAGAUGGCGCUGUCCUCGGGACAAGACAUUUGAGUGUACUCAAGGGAAAAAAUCUAUUUCUCUUCUUCUGUUUGAGACAUAUUUUUCCAAAGAUGACUACAGCUGUAGUAAGACAGCAUCCACAUAAUCAUCAUGUUUAAACACUUUCUGCGGUCAAACCGCAUGCUUGGUAUAAAUUGUGUCUUUUGUAACCACCACCCGUGUUACAAAACUGCAACUGCACAGUUGAUGUGUAGACUCCAAACCAGCUGUCAAGUGGUAUGCGCAUCACGGACGAUUGACUCUGACUUUUCACGUCGGGCCAAUACAGGAAUUGCAACACCUUUGCAGUUAUCUGAGAAUUAUGUGAGAAGAAUAUCUCACUCUCAGGAAAUCUAUUUGCCAAGGAUAAAUUUAGAUGGUAGAACUACAAAACGGGAAUGGAGAGACCGUGAAGCAAGAAGAGUGUGUUCUCAGGUUCCAGUUUAUGCUGCUCCAGCAUUAAAAAGUCCAUAUGAGAUUACUUUGAACAAAGGAUUAAAAUUAUCAAGAUUUCUAAUCAGGGAGUACCAUGCUCUUGCAAGACUACUUCAGCGAUCAGCUCCCAAUGGUACAGCUGUGCAACACAUUGGCUUAGAGAAUAUCAGUUUCUUCAGCACAUCAUCUUGGCAGAAUCAGCAACAUGAUGACAGGAAUCAAGAUAGAAAGGAUGAGGAAGAAGAUGCAGCUAAGCGAGGCAGUGAAGGGGAUAAUAUACGUAUGUUACUGGUCCUGAUGUUGAUCCUAACACUCCUUAACUUCCUCUCCAAAGAAGAUGAAGCACAGAGCAUCUCAUGGCAGACAUUCAUCAAGGAGAUGCUGAUGAAAGGAGAGGUCAAAUAUGUCUCUGUGACUUACUAUGAUUCUGAUGGAAGUGGUAAAAGCACCAAUCCUGAAUCAGACGUGGUUCAUGUUUAUGCUCAUGAUGGAGCUAUCAUCAAUGGCAGAGAGGUCGGGCGAGGUCAGCCUAAUCAUUUCCGUAUGAGAGUUGGCAACAUUGACAAGUUUGAAGCCAAACUGAGACAGGUGGAGGACAGCCUAGGUAUAGCGCUUCAUGACAGGAUUCAGAUCAAAUACAAGCAUGUGACUAGUGACGGGCUGUCUGGCAUCCUAGGCACCUUGUUGAUUAUGGCUGUCAUCUUCUACAUCAUCCGCUCGGCUAUGAGAGGAGGAGGAGGGAUGAAUACAUUCACUCAAAUGACUAAGGCCCGCUUCACUCUGGUAGAGGAGGGUGGGUCAAAGGGUGUGACCUUUAAAGAUGUCGCUGGCCUAAAGGAGGCAAAGACAGAAGUCAUGGAGUUUGUGGAUUACUUGAAACGACCUGCUAAGUAUCAGGAGCUGGGAGCAAAGGUCCCUAGAGGUGCCCUGCUGCUAGGCCCACCAGGCUGUGGGAAGACACUCCUUGCUAAGGCAGUGGCCUCUGAGGCUAAUGUUCCCUUCCUAGCCAUGGCGGGGUCAGAGUUUGUGGAGAUGAUUGGAGGUCUUGGAGCAGCGAGGGUUAGGAACCUGUUCAAAGAAGCAAGGAAGAGGGCGCCCUGUAUUGUCUACAUUGAUGAGUUAGAUGCUAUUGGCAGAAAGAGAACUGACAAUUUUUCUCUGGGGAGUUCUGGUGAAGAAGAACAAACACUGAAUCAGCUUCUUGUCGAGAUGGAUGGCAUGGGAACGCAGAAAGGUGUCAUCAUGUUGGCGUCAACAAACAGAGCAGACAUCCUGGACAAGGCACUUUUGAGGCCAGGACGGUUUGACCGUCACAUUCUGAUUGACUCUCCCACUCUGAUUGAGAGGAAGGAGAUAUUUGAAGUCCACCUCAAGAAGCUGACAUUGGAAAAUAAGCCAGAGUCCUACUCCAAAAGGCUUGCUCAGCUCACACCUGGAAUGAGUGGUGCUGACAUAGCCAACAUCUGCAAUGAAGCUGCACUUCAUGCUGCUCGGGAAAACAAGAAACUGGUCAGUGGAGAGGAUUUUGAGAGCGCCAUUGAGCGUGUCAUCGCCGGAGCCACCAAAGUCAACCGAGUUAUGUCGGAAGAGGAGCGUUGUGUUGUUGCAUUUCAUGAAUCGGGUCAUGCAUUAGUUGGAUGGUUACUGGAACAUACAGAUGCUUUGAUGAAGAUAUCUAUUGUACCACGAGCUAGUGCUGCACUAGGCUUUGCCCAGUACUUACCUUCUGAUCAGAAACUCUAUUCAACAGAUCAGCUUUUAGACCGCAUGUGCAUGGCUCUCGGUGGACGAGCAGCUGAGGCUCUGGUUUUCAACAAGGUCACCACAGGUGCACAGGAUGACCUGAAUAGAGUCACCAAGAUGGCAUACGCCCAAAUCCAAUCCUAUGGAAUGAACGAUAGAGUGGGUCAGGUCUCCUUCCCUGAUGGUAAAUCCAGUGAACUGGGAACAAGGCCAUAUAGUCAGAUGCUACAAGGAAUCAUUGAUGAGGAGGCUCGUAAGCUAGUCACCAAUGCAUACCGAAGGACCGAGACACUUCUGUCAGACAACAUGGACAAGUUGAGAUUGCUGUCAACUGAACUACUGAAGACAGAGGUCCUAAACUAUGUGGAUGUUGAGGCGUUGUUAGGACCACCUCCAUUCGGUCCCAAGAAGCAGAUAAACCUGGAUGAGUUUGAUGUGCUUGGUGAUCAUGACGACAGUGACAAUGGCAAUGAUCCGCCAAAAGACCCAAAGGAAGACAAAGAAGAGGAAGAACCUAAUGCAUAUGCAUAGCAAUCACAUAAUUAUGGAUUUAUUCAUUCCCAUAUUCAAGAAGUAUGAAUAUUCAUGAGAGAUUGAUAAAUCUGAACAUAUAUGGCAUCUUCAGUUAGGGUUGUUAUAGUUGUGCAUAAAGUUUCCAGGUUUAUUGAAUAAUUAUUCUGUAUAUAAAUUACAAUUAAUUAAUAUUUUAUUCUGAAUGUAAUAAAAAUGUGGCCUAGGUAAGUUUAAACUAUUACAGUACAGGAAAUUAGACUGAUCACUGUACAAAGGGAAUUUUUCUGCUGGAAAGUUAUUAGAUUUUCUUUUUCAGAUCUUGAUGUGUUUUGUUCAAAAAUCUGUACUUUUUUUAUAUGUCACCUCUUGCUUUUGGUAUCCCUUAAAUGUUUGACACCUUAUCUCUCUCAUUGAGUGACAGUGGUCAGUAUUAAUGAAUAUGAUGAUGACUCGGCCAUGUCUUGUCCUGUUUGCCGCCGCUGAGUAGCGAUGGUAGUGGGAGGAUGGAGGGGGACAGAGUCAGUUUUGUAAAUGGGCGUGUACUUUUUUUCAUUGGAGCAUCAACAAAAUGGAGUUGUCAUUGUCUCCGUUUCCUGCCUUGCUAGUUGCUAGUCAUGCUGUGUCGCAUGUUACGGAUACAUUUCCAGAAUUUUUUACUGGGGUCCAAAGUAAGGUUUCUAAUGGCAACCUGUUGUCAUAGUUAAAUGACUUACAUAGUAGUGUGCUUUGUAGAUGAGUCAAAGUCAGAUGUAUUUCUGAUUGAAGUUCAGUUUUUGCAGAUGGCUUUGUAUAAGAAAUAAUGGAAAAUUUUUAACUUUUUCAAGAAAUCUCAUGUUUCAUUUAUCGCGUUGUCCAUGUAAUGUAACUGGUAAUUAAAAAGGUCAUAGUAAUCGGAUAAAUGUUUUCCCCAAAAAAAAUCCUAGAACAGUUUUCUACAAAACCUUUUUCUUUCAAUUGAUUUUAUUAAGUGAUGCCUUUGAAGGACCUUGUAAUAUUCAGUUUCCAGUCUGUACCUGAAACAAGAGUAAAAGUCGAUACUUUAUCUCAGUUGCAUGUAUAUAGAAAACUGCUAUUGUUUCAAGAUCUAAAGCUUAUGUGAAUGCAACUGAAGAACAUUUCUUCCCUGAUAGUUUGUUUCUUCUUUCAAGCCGUAUAUUAUGUUCUGAAAACAAGAAUAUUUGUGAAGUGAAAAUAAAAGUUGCCAGAUUAAAAUGGUUUUCCUAA
This is a messenger RNA of Acanthaster planci (crown-of-thorns starfish), 3998 nucleotides long. RefSeq names its product SPG7 matrix AAA peptidase subunit, paraplegin (gene spg7). Gene Ontology annotation, biological process: mitochondrial protein processing. Gene Ontology annotation, cellular component: membrane; m-AAA complex. The record is from RefSeq and is a predicted model, not a curated record. NCBI's taxonomy places the organism in Eukaryota, Metazoa, Echinodermata, Asteroidea, Valvatida, Acanthasteridae. Gene Ontology annotation, molecular function: ATP-dependent peptidase activity; ATP hydrolysis activity; metalloendopeptidase activity.